UUAGCCUAAAAACGGUUGAAAAAAAUUGUUGUGACUUAUGUGUCACAAUAAGAAAACUAAUCAUGAUCUGAUCAGUUUACUUGGCUGAUUCAAUUAUAUUUAGUUAUAUAUUGUUUAUUCUAGCUUAAUUGAACCAAUAUCAGUUAUAUAAUUUUAUUCAUGGGUUGCAAUAAGACCUGUUGGGCACCAAGUAGCUAGCUACUAAAAUGGCAGGUCUGGGACUACAUCAUGACAUCAGGCAAGGCAUGAAUAUUUACCAUUUUUUCUCUCUAGAUGAACAGGGAAAAGAGAUGGGAUUGGGAUAAGCAUAGCCAGUUCAUUCUGGACAUGAUUCAGAAUGGAGAUGAAAGUGAGAUUGAGGGAUUUGGUGGUACCAGCUCAGAUGAAGACGAUCCUGUCGAAGAUCCAGAUUACACUCCCUUGAAUCAGGAGUCAAGUGAGUCUGAAUGUGAGUCAGAAGAGGAAAUACCUCAACCAGAAGGGGAAGUGUCUCAACCAAGAGAAGUACCUCAACCAAGUACCUCAACCAAGAAACAUCUUACUGGCCAAGAAAAUAAGUUCUCUUGGAGAAAGAAACCUUUUGAAGCCCCUGACUGCACGUUCAAAGGAGAGAGUGUCACACCUCCAGACGAGCUUCCCACUCCCCUGCAGUACUUCAGGAGGUUCAUUACAGAAGAGAUGAUAGAGUCAUUGAUGGAGCAAACCAAUCUGUACAGUGUCCAAACCACUGACACGCUCAAGAAUGUGAACACCACAGUCAAGGAGCUGGAAAUCCUAAUUGGCAUGUACCUGCGCAUGGGUCUUUGCCAGCUUCCAGGAAACCGUACCUACUGGGAAAACAACACAAGGUGUGCCAUGGUAGCUGAUAACAUGUCACGCAACCGUUUUCAGACCCUCCUCGCAUCUCUCCACUUCGCUGACAAUACGGAUUCAUCAAACAGGCAAGAAGGGGACAAAUGCUGGAAGAUCCGUCCAUGGCUUGAUAUGUUCCGCAAACAAUGUCUUGAGAUCACCCCAGAAGAGUACAACUCUAUCGAUGAGCAAAUGGUGUCUUUCAGAGGAACGCGCAGCCCAAUAAGGCAGUAUGUCAAGAGCAAGCCCCACCCCUGGGGAUUCAAGAUCUGGGCCCGUUGCACUUCCACAGGAAUCCUCUGUGAUUUUCAGGUGUAUGAAGGUGGCACUGGGAAAAGAACCACACUUGGCAUGGGAGGAGACGUGGUGCUCAAGCUGUGUGAAACUCUUCCACCAGGCCAGAACUACAAAGUGUUCGCUGACAACCUGUUCUCUUCAGCACCACUGGUGCUUGAGCUUCUUCAGCGGCAGAUCUUCUACACAGGAACACUCCGCAGCAAUCGCUUGUCUGGAUGUCAGCUUGAGGAUGACAAGAGUCUUGCCAAGAGAGGCAGAGGAUCUUUCGAUGCCAGGGUGGAGAAAGAGGGAUCCAUGGCCAUUGUAAAGUGGCAUGACAACAGAUCGGUCACCUUGAUCUCCUCUCACACAGCAGUGGAACCACAGGACAAAGCUCACCGCUGGAGCAAACAAGAGAAAGCAUUCCUUGACGUCAACCGGCCACACAUCGUCAAAGAGUACAACACCUUCAUGGGGGGGGUUGACCUCAUCGAUGGAUGUAUUGCCAGGUACAAAUACAACAUGAGGUCACGGAGGUGGUACAUCUACCUGUUCUGGCACAGCAUCAUGCUAGCCCUGGUCAACGCGUGGCUGACCUACCGCCGUGACUGCAAGCUGCUUGGUCAGAGGCCACUAAAUCAAAGAAGAUUCCAGGCAGAGGUGGCAACUAGCCUCAUUCUCAUCCAGGCAGAAAGGGGGCGCCCAUCACUCGACAGCAAAACCCCAUCUCCACCAGCACCUCCCAAGAGAGUCCGUGUCGGAGUUCCUGAUGAUGUUCGUCUGGACCAGGUUGCACACUGGCCUGUGAAAUGUGCCAAGCGUGGCCGCUGCAAAAUCUGCAAAACCAAUGCAACCACCACCGUCUGCGAGAAAUGUGACGUGCGUCUCUGCUUCACUGAAGAGAGAAACUGUUUCAAAACAUACCAUUUUGCCUAGGCACACACCCAAACCCCUCUGCUAAAUAGGUAAUCCACCAGUAGUUCAAGCUCUGGCCUUCAUCCCUAUAUUUCUACUUUGUCCAGAAACAAAUCUGUUACAAAUUCCACAAAAGUUGUUGAGCUUUUAGGUUAUUCAUUGUGGAAUUACAAAUGUUAUUAUUCUGGUGAGCUUUGACAACCUGUUAGAGAGUAGAAAAGGAUCAAUAGUGAUCAGUGGUGUGAAGUGGAAGGCAGGGACAGUGUUAUUGAUAUCAUUUCCUUCCAUAAUUAUUAAGAUAAGCAGCUAAACCUACUCUAUGAGGCAUCAUGUUUUUUUCAUUGUUCAGAUGGUACUUUUCUUGUUGUUGAUCUGAGAAAAUGCCUAGACUAAACCUACAAAGAGUUUUUUUUUUUCAUUAUUAAGAUGUUAUUUAUGUUGUUGGAUGUUGAUCUGAGGAUAUACAAAUAAAAAGACAAAGAAAUACA
Molecule: messenger RNA, 2531 nt
Organism: Seriola aureovittata
Lineage: Eukaryota; Metazoa; Chordata; Actinopteri; Carangiformes; Carangidae
Product: piggyBac transposable element-derived protein 3-like
Exons: 2
Coding region: 274-2064 (596 amino acids)
Source: RefSeq, a predicted model, not a curated record